Messenger RNA from Ornithorhynchus anatinus (platypus), 5606 nucleotides. RefSeq names its product nascent polypeptide-associated complex subunit alpha, muscle-specific form-like. Bases 38 to 5329 code for a protein of 1763 amino acids. The record is from RefSeq and is a predicted model, not a curated record. Gene Ontology annotation, biological process: visual perception. The transcript is spliced from 13 exons. NCBI's taxonomy places the organism in Eukaryota, Metazoa, Chordata, Mammalia, Monotremata, Ornithorhynchidae.
GAGGCAGCGAGUUCUCUCUCUGUUGCUCUUCUUUUGGAUGACUGAUAAGAGGUGGUCAGCUGAGCUGACCGCCAUGAUCCAUUCACUCCAGCCAAGCCUAGGGGCUGGAGCUGGCCCUCCAGACGAGCCCCCUGCCCCUCCAAAUGAAGACUCUCCCGCAGUUCCCUUGAGAAGGACAGGAGAGGAACUGCCAGCAGCCCGGAGAAGCCGAUGGCCAGUCCUCUUGACUAUAGCAGCCUGCGGCCUCUUGGCCAUCACCCUCUGUCUCCUGACCAGCCACGAACCACAUUCUGGAGGCCGUACCUCAGCAGUGUCUAGCUGGAUAGUUCCUGCUUCCGUACCCAGAUGGGAUCUUUCCAAACUUAGCUCAUCCACUCCGCCCUCUGCUUUGUACAAUCCUAGCAGCAGCCCAUCCCCCUUCCCUCACCAGGAUCCAACUGGAACGGGAGAACCUAAAGGCCUGAUGCUCAGAAGAGUCAGUGACCCCAACCCUCGGCCUUCCAGGUGCCCUCCAGGCUUGGCUAACACAGAGACCAGUUCUGCUCUUCCUCUGUCUCACCCCUCUCUAGAAGCCAAGAGCCCUGCAGACUGGAGAGAGGAGAUGUCAUCCACAGGACACCAAAGGCCUCAGCUGGCCUCCAGUUCCCGAGGGAAGCAAGCCUCUCUGAGGAAGGAUAAACAGCUGAGUGCUCUACUCUAUCUCUUUACAGAACAGGGCACACUGGACUCUGGGUCUGAGGCUUCUCAAGAGGGCAAGGUUGAAGGCCAGGCCAGAGCCCUGGAGCUUAACAGAGCCCUGUCGCUCCAGGCUUGGGCUGAAGCAAGAGCUGUGUCCAGGCAGCUGUCUGACGGAAGUGGACAACUAUUGGGAUCCCAGCCUGGAUCCCAAGUUGAAGCCAAGGUGGGCAGAUUAAGUCCUGACCACCUGGGAGUGGCCACAGUCCCACUUCUGAGUGCCCCCUCCAGCCCCACUCAUACGAGCCCCAUGGUGUUGCCCAAGUGGUCCAAUCCCACAGUGAGUUCAGGGGAGCCAGGGACCCACAACAAGCCUUUCUGGGUGUCUCCCGAAGCCAUGGCAACUGACAGCCCAGUAGGAACAGAUGCUCACUCUUCUCACAUCCUUCCCACACCCCUGUCUUUUGCCCAGCAAGAAGGUGGCACAGCCGCUCCCACUUCCUACCCCUCAGAUUACUUGACAUCUGGAAGACUAGUUCACCCCUCUGCCGUGACUUCUCGAAGCCUCGAGCCAGGGACUAGGCAUCCAAACACCAGAGGCAGGGACUCCUCUUCUUCCUAUCUGCCCCUUGGGGAAGCAUGGCCUCCCAGCACAGCCAUCCCCAUGGUGACUGGCUCUAGGCUUCCACCUGCAAGGAGGAAUGAUGUGACAGGGAUGAAUGAACCUGGGUUAGGAGCUUCUGUCCCAGCUGCCAGCCCCCUAGACCCCAGUGAUAUUCCUGGUGUCUCUUUGAAGCCGCUGGCCUCAAAAACAUCCAACUCUUUCCUGGAUCCCACUGGAAUCCCGAACCAAACUCCUCCCUCCUCUAUACCCCUGGACUCCUCUCUGCCUGUGACCCUGUCUGGUCAGGAUCUGGGCCCCAUCUUCAAUCCAGCCGGUGAGAGCCUGGACUCAGGUAUCUUUCCUCACAGGUAUUCCCAACAGCCCACUGGUCUGGCUGAUCCUUCCAGCCUCCCAACCCCAGCUGCUACCAUGCCUGGCCUUCCUCUCGGUCCCUCCAGCUUCAGCCUUGGCUUGCAAAGGACAUCAUCCAGAUCACUGGCCAGCACUACAAAAACUCUUCCCCAUCUGGCUGGUGAUAUGGCCCUCUUUCCAAGGGCAGAAUUCCCAACAAUCUCCCUUGAUUCUUCCCCCAUUCUCCCUAAGGCAGUGGGGACACCCCCAGGUUCUUCUGGGCUGAGCCACCUGAAGAGUGUGAGCAGAGUCAAGCCUGCAGUCCCAGCUGCUGUGACUGUCUUGGCCUUCUCUAGUGACCAUGGUGACUUGCAGACAUUUGAGAUUCCCUCUCAGAGUGGCCAGAAGAUAUCUGACCCUAAGCCAUUGACUGCUAACGUGCCAGGAGGCUUCCUCUACCUUACUCGUGGGCUGCGGGCUGCGGCUACAACGGCCUCUCUGGAACUGACAGCCAGGGGAGUUGACCCAGCAAGGAUCUCAGCUAGGUCAAGAGGAGCCCAUGAGACUGCAGUUCCUGGAGAUCUUAAGAUCCACAAUCCUCAGCUGCUUGGUGACAGCUCUAAUCUGACUCCAACCACUGCUCUCAGUGGCUGGCUCUAUGCUAGCUCUUCCCCUGGAAUGUAUCUGCCUCGUUCAGCAUCCCCCACUGAGAACUCUCUUCCUAGGUACCCCCAGACCCACAGCCUGGGGAUUGACCCUAAAAACAGAGCCACCUUGGUUUCUAACACCUUGCCCUCCAAUCUCCCCCGAGAGGACUCAACUAGUUCAGCUGAGGACCAAGAACCUGGGGAAAGGGAACUUGGCUCAGGGGGACAGACAUCUGAAACUACAGCUCCUCUCACCCCUGGACAAGAAACUGCUACUUGGUCUGUAGAAAUGCCACCAGCUGUUCCAGGCAGACAGCUGCACCACACUCUCGGACCCAAGGUUGGAGCCAUCUCGGCUACGAUAGCCCCCGAGAAGCCUCUACACCCCUCUGUGGAAGACACGGCCAAAACUAGUGGUCCCAGCUUUCUGAAGGCUGCAGGGGACCAUGCAGCUUCCGGGACAGUGGAAAGUCCAAUUGGUUCUCCAGGGCCCCUAGCCAAGGCUACAGGAAAUGUGCCAACCCAGCUGACCCCCUUCCUGUGGACUAAACCAAGGCUUCUACAUGCCUCUAUGGGGCAGCUGGCCAGAAGUAGAAAAGCUCUGACCAUGCCAGCUGCAGCUUCAUCCCCUGGAAUUCCCAAGCAUUCAGUCUCGUUGACUAAGCCAAGCAUCUCUGCCCCAGUGCCUUGGGUGGGCACUGACACCCGGGAUUCUUCAACAAGAGCAAGUGGCCAUGCAGCUAGCCCUCCUGAGGUGACAUCCCCAUCCACUGACCUACCACCACCAGUCACCAUCCCUACCCUUUCAACCCAGUUCUUAGCUACCAGCCCCACCACAGUAAUGGGAUGGGAACCCAGUCAGAUGGCAAGGCUGCUGAUCACUCUGGCUCGGCCCGAGCCCCGGCAGGACCCAGCUUCCAGUCUCUCCCCUCGCCCUGGCCGGUGGGCUGCCUCCAUCCCUGAGCCCCAGACUCCAGGAUCCUCCUUGUCCACCAUUGUGCUCUCACCCUCAACUUCACUCAACCUGGCCCCUGCUGCUGGCUCCACUCUCACAAAGGAAGUGUUCCACGACUUCCCACUCCUUGAGGUAGCGGGUGAGUCUCCCAGAGGAGAGGGGACUGAGCGAUUUGAUUCCCUUGAAGGGAGAAGGCUGGAACUGGGCCCUCCAAGUGAGCAAGAGCCUCUCUCCCUGGACGUGAAGGGCCCUGUUACCAGGGAAGAGGCAGUGGCUCUGCCUAUUCCCCAUGCUGCCCCUACAGUCUCCUCCACAGAGCUGACUCCAAGCAAGGAUGCUCUUGUCCACUCCUCCUUGGUCAGGGGGACCACAACCUGUCCACUAGCAUCUGUGAGAGCCAGUGAUCGACCCACGCCUCUGACCGGUGCCAGUUUUCUGCCCUCCAGAGAGAUCCAGGCUCCCACGACUCCAGCCGGCACAGGCACUCCUAGAGAGCUGCUAUCCUCCAUCUCUCCACCAAGCCAGUCUUCGGGAGCCCCAGGCUGGAGCCCAAAGGAGGGUCCCAGUCCAGCGGGGCCGACCCGACCACGGCCUGCUACAACUGAAGCGCAUCCCAUUCUAAAGCCUGUGUCAAAUGGGUAUGUGCCACCUCUCAGGAAGGGUCCCCUGGGACAAGGACCUGGGUAUUCUCCUCCGCUGGCUGCCUUGCCCACCCUUCCUCUGCAGUUUCGCCUGACUGGCAUUGCUUUUACUGAGCCCCUGGAGGAUGAAUACUCGGUCACCUUCAGGAAACUGAAGACAGAAGUCACUCUAACACUACGGAAGAUGCUGUCCUCCUUGAAGGGCUUCCGCAAGAUCAACGUCCUCGGCUUCUUGAAUGGGUCGGUCACAGUCCAGAGUGAGGUGGAGUUCCAGGAUGACCAGGUGCCCAGCAGUUCAACCCUCAUCCGCACUAUCGUCACCAUGGUCCAGGAGAAGAUGGACACCUAUUUUUCCUGGAGGGUGGACUUGGCCUCCCUGCAGUCAAAUGGCUACAGCUUGAGAAACCUGGAGCCGGAGAUUCUGCCUGUAUUCUUUGUUGCCCUGAGACUCGGCUCUGCUGCGGCCCUUGGGACGAAAGACCACCAAAGCCCCCUGGCCCAUCUGAAGUACCAGGUGGUGUACUCCGUGGGCCUGCUGUAUCCUGUGGAGACAUUCUUCAUCAACAGCCUCAGGGAUGUCCAGGGAGACUUGGCAGUCCAGGGGGAGGUCGUCGUCCAUUCUCUGACCCUGAUCAACGUUGACCUGAUCUUGCAGAAGCUGAAGAGGCUCGCAAACUACUCCGUGGACCUGCGCUUUCUCACCGUGGCUGAUUCCAAGCUCACCCUGCAAGAGGUCCCCAUCUCCUUCCUGGUCACCAACCGGAGGUUUGAGGAGCAGCUGCUGAUUCGCUCUUCCUUGGAACACCAAGGGCUGUCCGGGGACCUCUCUGCACUGGUGAUGCAUGUGUUGAGUUCCUAUAGCAGCCUCCUGCAAGUGGUGGUGGAGGAUUUCCUGGGUGGCUCUCUGGUCUGCAUGGGGACACUGGUUUUCCAAGACCCAGUGCCCAACACCAAGGACCUUCUGCAUACGCUGGCAGACUCCAUCGGUCUAGACUAUCACUUUGCUGGCUCGGACUUCCAGGUGGACCCCAGCUCCUUCCAAAUAGCGGAUGAAAAGAUGAGUUCCCUGCCCAAGUACCAAGGUUUGCCUGGCCCCACCGUGGGACUCAUCGUGAUCUCCCUCCUGUUCCUCACCUUCAUGAUCAUCGUAGCCCUGUGUCUAAGGACCAGGAUGUUUGGCUACUGGAACCGAGGAGUGUUCUCCCCACUGCAUGAAGUGAAUGUCCACAGGCAGACUUUCGAACUGGAAAACCAGGCCUUUGAACCCCCCAGAGAGGAGGGGAAUGGUGGGCGUGCCUUAGCAGCAGACAACCUGGGAUUUCUCCUCACCACUGAGGAGGACCAUGAAGGUCAGACCCCCCUGCCUCAGACACAGGAAUCUAAGGCUCCAUGUGAAGCUUCUAGCAGGAACAAUCUGGCUCUGGCCUCUUGCUCCUCUGCCCCAAAGAAUGGCUGAUGGGUCCCCCUGUUCUCCUGAGACUUGCUGCAGACAUCCACCCAGACAGCAAAGUGGGCAUAUGAAGUGGACCCUGCUUGAGGCCCUGCUCCCUCUUCUCUUUGUGGGCUCUUCCAACUUCUUACCACUCCAAGCCCCCUCCUUUCCCUUCCUCCUGUUGCCGGGAGCCUUUUAUGUGCCCUAGCUGUGCUCCUGCCCCUUUCUUGUGGAUUUUUUUUUCAUGUAUGAGGCAUCUAUACCUUAGUGUUAAAUAAAAGCAGUUUUUUAAAAAACUUCA